Postia placenta MAD-698-R-SB12 is the source of this 999-nucleotide messenger RNA. RefSeq lists its product as hypothetical. NCBI's taxonomy places the organism in Eukaryota, Fungi, Basidiomycota, Agaricomycetes, Polyporales, Adustoporiaceae. Bases 1 to 999 code for a protein of 332 amino acids. The transcript is spliced from 9 exons. The record is from RefSeq and is a predicted model, not a curated record.
AUGACCGAGAACAAAGACGGCUUGGGCCAGGGCUUUCCAGCGGGCCGCACGAACCUUCGCCGUAUCCCCGCGACGGGACGCCAUCGCCCGCGUACGCUGCUCCGUGCGAUGCGCCGAACGUGGCGAAAUAACGCGCAGAAGGGACUGGAACCGCGAACGCCCCGCGCGCAUUCUGAUGCAUUCUGUCCAGAGCUGCCGACGCGCGACAGACGGAGCAUAGGGAAGCUCGUCGGGCGCAGGGAUUCGCUGCUGGCAUGCGCCGCACGCCCGGCGCGACGGUGGGACGGAAUCCGGACAGCGCGGGGCCUGCGCCGCGACGCCGCCGCGGAUCGCGCAUGGAACGGAGUGCAUUUGGGUGCCCUCGCCGCGGCAGCGGGCGCCUCGUCGACGGAACUUACGCGAGGAUUCGCGCUGACAGGAGCCAAGUUAAGGCGGGAAUGUGACCUCCGACUCAUGGCGCGUGUAGACCCGCAUUACGAACAGGCCUCGAGGCUACUGGACGCUUCUAGCUGGGCGCGGUGGUGUGUGCAUGACGGCGUCCGAGCGGGCGAGUUCCAAGCGGGCAUCCUGUUAGGGGUUGCGUACUACAUCCGCGAUUGCGGUCGAAGAGCGAAGGCAGAAGCCCGGAUAGCUGAAUGGACCACACUUCAUGCGGGCGCCGUGAGGCUGUUUCGUGGCCUCGAGAAGUUGCCUGCGAAGCCCGUGGAGCUUCAGUACGAGACGCACGUCCAUAACCAGCUUUCGGAGAUGAUCUCCUGCGUCGCAAACUCUGUUGUACGAGCCCAGAAGACUCAGUGGAUCCACCAGAGGCAGAUGUUACAGAUCUGGCGGAUCAGAGAAGGGUGCUCCAUGGGCUUCUCGUUCGAAGCCAUCAGCAGCAAGCGCAAGCUGGGGCCUGAGACGUCCAACAAGGGUCAGGACACAGCUUCAGACUGGCCCGCGCCCCUGCCGUCUGGCGUGGCGGUGACAGAACAUCGCUGGCUGAUGACAGAUUCCUGA